AUGGAGACUGAGCCUGGAAGAGAGCAGACAGACCCUGGGCCAGAGUCCUGUAACAGGCCCCAGGGUGAGCCUUUCCCCCAGCUGCUGCUGCUGGGGCUGCUCUGUGUCACAGAGCUCUGUGCUGUGCCAGCUGCUCUGCAGAAAGAUCCCAAGUGUGGGCAGAAAGUGCAAGAGACCAGCCCGUGGAGUUAUUUUGUCCUUUUCACUCUGAUUGUUGGGGGAAACCAGGUGAAGCAAGGCUCACACCCAUGGCAGGUUUCCCUGAAGAGAAGGCAGAAGCAUUUCUGUGGAGGCACCGUUGUUUCUGCUCAGUGGGUGGUCACAGCAGCUCCUUGCACCCUGGACAGGAACCUACUGCAAUACUUGCAUGUCACUGCAGGAGAGCAUGGCUUGGGGCUCAGGGAGAGCAGUGAGCAGACACUGCCUGUCACAUCUGUCAUGCAGCACCCCAAGUGUGACCCCAGGACUCCAAUGAACUCUGACAUUGCCCUUCUGAAGCUGGAUGGCACCUUCAACUUCACUAAGGUCAGAGUUUCAUCAAUUUUGCCAGCAAGUCUUCCUCACCCAGGUGAAAAGUUUGAAGCAGGAUAUAACUGCACUGCUUUUGGCUGGGGCCAUUUAAAGGAAAAUGGACUGCUCUCUCAGGGCUUGUAUGAAGUCAAUCUCCCAGUCCCAAACAGCAGAGAGUGUUCACGAGCACUGUCAACUUUAAAGAAACCCAUCCAAGGUGACACCAGAAUGUGUGCUGCAUUUCCAGAUGGAGGAAGAGAUGCCUGCCAGCACACAGGGCCCUGGAGAUCCCUUUUGUGUCGAGGCAAGCACGGGGCCUGGAGCCUUGCUGGUGUCAUCUCUUGGGUGGGAUGUGCCUGCAGCUGGAUAAGGAGUGAGAAGAAGAAACAUUACAACAGAGGAUCCCUGGGAAUAUUCCCAGACCUCAGCAUGGUGCUGUCCUGGGUUCAGGAGGACAUGAGUGCUGAUCUGAAAGUGAAAAGCUCCACAGCGUUUUGUAGUGUUCAGCAUGGCAAACUCUGCACCAGUGAAGGGGAAUUACAUUUUCCUGUAAGGCCUGGACAGUUCUAUCAAAACCACCAGGAAGCAGAGAAAACAAAAUUGUGUAUAUGGACUCUGUUUGUGCCAGAAGGGAAUUACAUAUGGCUUCGUUUCUCCCACUUUGAUGUAGAGCCAGAAGUGUUUGAUUAUGAUUCUUUAUCAGUCUAGUCAAAAGAUGACAGACUCGUAGGGAAAUUCUGUGGAGGAGAUCUUCCAUUACCUCUUUUGAUUGGCUGCAAUAGCAUAAGGCUGAAAUUUGUUUCUAAUGAUGAGGAUUAUGGAACUGGUUUUUCCAUUACCUACAAAGCUCUUACACCAGAUAUUCUUCCUGGUGCUGGCUGUGAGUCCCUCUUUGAAGAAGGAAUGCUGGAGAGUAUGCACUACCCAGAGCUCUACAGCAACCUGGCAGGCUGUCAGUGGCUAAUCAUCUGUGCUCCACAGGACCACGUAGUCAAGUUUACAUACCAGUCCUUUGAAGUAGAAGAGAGUGAAGAUUGCUCCUAUGAUGCCAUGACUGCGUAUGAAGAUGUAGGAGAAGAGGAAGAAAUAGUCAAAUCUUGUGGAUUUGCCCUACCAGCACCUGUUCCAAGCUCCUCUGCUGUGAUGCUGGUUGUCUUCCACUCUGAUGAAACAGAGACCUUUGGAGGAUUCAGAGCUACAUUCUCCUUUGUUCAUGUAACAGAUUUAAAUAUUUUGAAUUCAACUAAAGAAGAAGAUUUUGAAAACAUGAAUGUUACUGAAGAAGAAAUAAAGGUUACAACAGAGGAUGCUUGUGGAAUGCCUCCAAACCAACCCAGGUUCCUCUUCAGCAGGAUAACUGGAGGUGAAGAAGCUGUGCCCUACUCGUGGCCUUGGCAGGCCAGUGUGCAAACUGCAGAUGAGCACAUCUGUGGAGGAGCAGCCCUUGCCCAAGAAUGGGCUGUCACAGCUGCCUUCAUUCCAGGUGAGGAAGUAUACAGAGACUUAUGGAUGGUGAUAACAGGACUUCAGGAUCUUACAGAGGAAGAGUACACACAGAAAAGGUCAGCCAAGCAGUAUUUUAUACACCCAAAUUUUAACAGGACCACUCUGGACUCUGACACUGCCCUGCUGCAACUGGCUGAGCCCUUGGAAUUCAGCCCCUCCGUGCUCCCAGUGUGCUUCCCUGCCGAGGAGGAGGUACUGCAGCCCUGGAGGAUGUGUGUGGUCACAGGGUGGGGCGCACCUGAAGCAGGUAUGCAAGAGAAAAGGGAAGUGCAGCAGCUGGAAGUCCCCAUCCUGGCACUGAGCGUAUGUCAGAGCUAUUACAUAAACCUUCCCAGUAAAGUGACCCAGGGGAUGAUGUGUGCAGGAUUCCCUCUGGAGGAAGGCAAGGACUCAUGCACAGGAAGUUCCUUUGUCCUUGUGCAGGGUGAUUCUGGAGGUCCAUUAGUUUGUCCUUCAGGAGACAACUCGGGGUUUUACACUCUCCAUGGAAUUACUAGCUGGGGCUUGGCAUGUGGAAGGAAGAACUACCCAGGAGAAUACACCAAUAUUAAUUUUUUUAUUGACUGGAUCAAGAAGAAUAUUAAUAAUAGUGAGCUCCCCCUUUUCAUUGUGUGACUGUCAAAAGAACAGUUCUGAUGGAUUCUGUUGUAAAACAUUCCCAAAGCACAAAUGUCAUUGAAAACAAAAUUUGCUGGGAGCAUGCAGGUUUUUGACUGAUGAACAGAUUCCAGAGUAGCUGAUACUUACCCUGGGAAAUUUACUGCUGAUUUACCUGAACUGAGACUUUGGCUUUUCACGUGUGUUGGAGCAGUCACAAGUUACCUGCAGGCUUCUGACACUCUGUUAAUCCAUCUUAGAAGGGAAAAGAGGGAAAAUAAGCCACAUGAGCCAAGCAUGUCCUUGCUUGUCCUCCUUAAAUGUAGUGCUGGAGAGUGUAAAAAUACUGCAGGAUAUUUUUAAUACAGUCUCUGGUUUUACAAAUUGUUUGGUGUUUAAACAAAAGUGUUUGAAAAGACAGGUGUUACAGGCCAAGGGACCAUGCAAGAACUGACAGCUAUCCUAAUUAAUCUAUGCAUUAACUCGUAACUAGCAGUUUGCUUAAUGUCCAAAAGGCUGCUUAUACAGAAAUCUCAAUGGUCCAGAUAAUAAUUGGAUAUCUCACUCAGUUUUUGUUGAUAUUAAUGGCAAAACUAUUUUGAGAGUUUUUCCCAUACAUGCAUUUGAUGCCAGUAACCCUCCUUUUUUUAUUGUAUUAGUUUUGAACCUCGGUUCUUUAGGUUUUUUUUUAAACUUUCAAUUUUAUUCUGUAGCUGGGGAAACAAUAAUCUCACUGCUUUUAUUCUCCACUUUCUUCUCUUCACUGUAAAGUUUGAGGCAAAAGCCCACAAAAUAUUGAGCACGAGUUUUUUGUGAAGCUAUGAAAAUGUUUAACAGUGGAAGGGUUAUGGGCAAAUUGAGAUUCAGUGAUUCAGAUUAACAGCUGUGUUACAUUAUUGAUAGAGUAUGCAUCCUCUAUUUUUGCCAAGCUCUCUGAAGAGAUCUUCAGAGAGAAAUGGAGGGAAAAUAUCCUUUGUAAAUUUUUACCAUAGAAGCCUGUUAGUGUUUGGUUAUGGUGGAAGUUGCCAUUAGCUGACUGUAUCAGUUUAUGCUGGGAGCAGAUGUGUAUUAUCCCUUGGCUGCUAUUCUGUUUUUCUUAACAGGAGCACAGUGACUUUUAUCUGUUUAUUAAUUUAAAACAAGGAUUUCAAGUGAAUGUGUUCAGAAAAGCAAAAAUUGUGUGGGGAGAACGACAGGUGAUAUCAGCUGUGAUGAUGUUGAAUGCAGUGGUUAUAUACUGAUAAAUUGGCGUCUCUUAUGAAAAUUCCUGUCUUAAAUUCUGUUUUACAGUGUCUGCUUUUGAUUUGAUUGUUAUGGCACUAAUUUUUUGCUUGGCUGCUUGAUGUUGGGCUUUUGUGUUUCUCCUAAUACGACUUUACAAGGAGCCUAGUUUUUGCUUUUGUUUGUCACAUCUUUUUAGUCUCUUGUAAGUUGCCAGUAGCUUUUAGCAACAAUGUGAACUGUUUUCUGAUGCAAAUGAAAUCUUGAUUUAAAAAAAAAAAAAAACAAAACUAAAAAAUAAUAAUAACUAUUACUUUCAAGGGUGUCCAUGUAAUGGGAUUCUGUUUAAUG
Vidua chalybeata is the source of this 4185-nucleotide messenger RNA. It is a transcript of the gene OVCH2, whose product is annotated as ovochymase 2. The record is from RefSeq and is a predicted model, not a curated record. Gene Ontology annotation, biological process: proteolysis. Lineage: Eukaryota; Metazoa; Chordata; Aves; Passeriformes; Viduidae. Gene Ontology annotation, molecular function: serine-type endopeptidase activity.